Molecule: messenger RNA, 1347 nt
Organism: Striga asiatica
Lineage: Eukaryota; Viridiplantae; Streptophyta; Magnoliopsida; Lamiales; Orobanchaceae
Source: the annotation of a GenBank genome assembly
UAUCACAUUAAAAAAAAGAAGAAGUUAAACACACACACACACAUCACAAACCAAAAUAUGGCAUUGCCUAAUGGAAUAAACUCAACUCAAGAGCUAUUGGAUGCUCAAGCCCAAAUUUGGAGUCACACUCUAUGCUUCGUUAAUUUCAUGUCCUUACAAUCCUCGGUCGAACUCGGCAUUUUCGAUGCCAUCUAUUCGCACGGAAGGCCAAUCACGCUUUCCGAACUAACCGAUGCCCUUGUCAUCAACAAAUUGAAAUCUUCCUUCUUUGAGCGCCUUGUGCGCGUGCUGGUCAACUCCAAGCUGUUGACCAAAGUCAAAAUAACUGAUAAGUCAAACGACUCGGAUGGAUACUGGCUUACCCCGGCUUCCCGUCUUCUAUUGAGAGACGAGCCCCUGACCAUGAUCCCAUGUGUUCGUUAUCCGCUCAACCGUGCCUUGACAAAACCGUGGCAUUAUUUGAGUCGUUGGUUCACUAGUGAUGAACCCUCGCCAUUCACGAUGGCCCACGGGGCCACGUUUUGGGAGCUCGCUGCACGGGACCCGGAGCUAAACCGACUUUUUAACGAGGGUAUGGCGAGCGACGCCAGGCUGGCGGCCAGCGUGAUCGUUAGGGAUUGCGGGCACGUUUUUCGAGGGAUGAGGUCGAUGGUUGAUGUGGCGGGUGGCACCGGGACUAUGGCCAAGGCUUUUGCCGAUGCUUUUCCCGAGUUGGAGUGUAGCGUGCUCGACCUCCCGCACGUGGUCGAAGGGUUGGAAGGGAGUUGGAAUUUGAGAUUUGUCGGGGGAGAUAUGUUCGAAUCUAUUCCGCGUGCCGAUGCAGUUUUCAUGAAGUGGAUACUGCACGAUUGGUCGGAUGAAGAUUGUGUGAAAAUAAUGAAGAGAUGCAAGGAAGCUAUCCCGAGUAGAGACGAUGGAGGAAAAGUUAUUAUAAUCGACAUAGUUGUGGACGACGAGCUAGAGAACGAGAAAAAGAAUAAGGCAAUGGCAAUGGAGAAUCAACUCUUUUGGGACAUCGAGAUGAUGGUUAUGACCGGGGGAAAAGAGAGAACCGAGAAAGAAUGGGCGAAGCUUUUUUGUGAGGCCGGCUUCACGAGCUACGAGAUUGCGCGUGUGCUAGGAUUGAGGUCUGUUAUCCAAGUCUAUCCAUAAACUAUCUGUAAAAUGUUUGCUACUUUGAAAUAAAAGGCUCCAUGAGUAAGUGAUGCUACUUUAAAAUAAAAGGGCUACAUGAGUAAGUGAUAUAGAAUAGUCAUGAUUGUUAGAUUGUGUGCUUAAGCCUCUUUGGGUUGGUUUGUUUUGUUUUGGUUUGUAAUUGUGCUAUAGAUAACGUUUAUUUGGUCCGAC